Bombyx mandarina (wild silkworm) is the source of this 4290-nucleotide messenger RNA. RefSeq names its product solute carrier organic anion transporter family member 74D. Gene Ontology annotation, cellular component: basolateral plasma membrane. Gene Ontology annotation, molecular function: protein binding. The record is from RefSeq and is a predicted model, not a curated record. Lineage: Eukaryota; Metazoa; Arthropoda; Insecta; Lepidoptera; Bombycidae. Gene Ontology annotation, biological process: transmembrane transport; sodium-independent organic anion transport.
AUGCCGAUAACAAUAAAAUAAAUCUUAUGUCAAUUUUACACACAAAACUAACUUAAUUAUUAAACUUUAUGAACAAAAAAUAGGACAAUAUAUUUAGCUAAAUUUACAAUAUGUUAUUUUGUAUAUUGUGAUGAAUUCUUGUUGCGGUAACGAGUUAAUGUUCGGUUCUGUUGUAGACGAAAUAGUGUCGACUUAUAAAGAUCAAAUUUUAUAUUUACUUAGUUAUUUAAAAUAUUUUAGCAAUAAUUUCGGCCCUCUAAUAUUUAUUAUCGUUGUAUUGGUAUCCGUAAUCAUUAUAAGCGUUAAGUUUUCGACGCGAACACACAAAACCAAAUACUAUAAAAAGUAAAAGUAAUGCAAUCAUUUCAAGUGUGUGAGAUCUGAGCGGAACUCUGGAAGGGCGAGUUUCGUCGCGUCAGCAUCAGCAGCAAGCGGGGAGGCGGUAUCCCCGGGCCCGGCGGCCGAGGACGCCGCCAUGAAAGGCGUCGAAGCUACACCCGAAGAACAGGAGAGAUUAGCGACCGGAAAUAACAAUGGCUCUCUCGUCGCGAAGCUGCCGCCGAGGUCACAGCAGGCGCAUCCGCGCUCUGCUUUUUACUCGACUCGAGUUUUCAUGCUGGUCUUCCUGUCGGGCUGGGUGCUCCAGGGAAUGUUCCUCACGUAUUUCGUGAGCGUGACGACUACCCUAGAGAAGCUAUAUAAAGUUGAAUCGAAGACGACAGGAACUUUACUGGCCGCUACGGAGAUCGGACAAAUAUGUACGGCGUUAUUCUUGACGUACUUAGCGGGGCGCGGACACAGACCGCGCUGGAUCGCCUGCAUGAUGAUGGUGCUGGCCGUGGGUGUGAUAGGGUGUGUCAUGCCGCACUUAUUAUACGGCACCGAGCUGCUGAAUGUCCACAUAGACGGUCAGAUAGCCGGCGCGGCACCCCUAUGCAACGUCUACAACAACUUCACGUUGUGCAACUCCGAUCAAAUUAAAGUGACGGAAACGCGCUCGUCUAUAACCGCCGUCGUGAUACCGUGGCUCUUCAUCUGUCUCUUGGUAGUUGGCGUGGGACAAACCGGCAUCGCAACGCUCGGAAUACCUUACGUCGAUGACAACGUAGGCAGCAGACAGUCCCCUCUUUACAUGGCUAUCACGAUUGGCAUCAGGGUGAUCGGACCGGCGCUGGGAUUCAUGCUCGGUGCGUUUUGCACGAGAGUCUACGUCAAUCCUCUAGUCGAUCCAGGAUUCGAUUCCAGCAACCCGAAAUGGGUCGGCGCAUGGUGGCUCGGAAUGGUGUUCAUCGCCGGUUUCAUCGUGAUGCUAUCGUGUCUGAUGUUCUUCUUUCCGCGUCAGAUCAAACCCGAACCGAUCCAAUUGCAGAUGAAGAAGACCAAAGAGAAGCGAGAGCCGUUCGUCAAAGAUUUCUUCGCGGCGAUUAAGAGGCAGAUUACGAACGACAUUCUGAUGUGGAGGACGGCCAGCUCCGUGUUGCAUCUGAUGCCGAUCAGUGGAGUUUACAGUUUCCUACCCAAGUAUUUGGAGAAGCAGUUCCGACUCCCGACGCACGAUGCCAAUCUUGUGUCUGCUCUCGGUGGUAUCCUGGUGAUGGGACUCGGCAUAAUAACGUCGGGAGUUGUCAUACUGAAGCUUGUACCGUCCGCAAGACAGGUGGCCGCUUGGACUGCUGCCACAGCCGCCAUUUAUAGUGCCGGCAUGGUGGCGCUGAUGUUCGUGAGUUGCCCAGAGAAGAGUUACCGGUACCUGAGCGCGACUUCCGACAGCGCCCUGCCCUGCAGCAUGGCGUGUCACUGCGAUAACGCCUCCUUCAGCCCCGUCUGUGGACAGGAUUCUUACACGUAUCUCUCGCCCUGCCAGGCCGGCUGCAUGGGAAGCAUGCAGCUCGACAACAAUACAUUCUUGUAUUAUAAUUGUUCGUGUAUCAACGGAAGUGCGACAACCGAUCUGGGGAAGCUGUACGAUCUGCACAACAGAACGUUCCAGGAGCUGGCGGCGCCCGAGGGGUACGCGGUGAGCGGGGAGUGCGGGGUGCCGUGCUCGCAGAUCUACGUGUUCAUCGCCAUCUUCGCGGCCAUCAUGUUCGUGCACGCCAGCGGGGAGGUCGGCGCCGUGCUGCUCAUCAUCCGCUGUACCGACAAGCACGACAAGGCGAUGGCGAUGGGCGUGAUCCAGUUCGCCAUCGGCGUGUUCGGCAACGUGCCGUGCCCCAUCGUGUUCGGCGCGGCCGUGGACGCCGCGUGCCGCCUGCGGGACUACGCGUGCGGCGAGCUCGGCGCCUGCGUCUUCUACGACACGCACUCCUUCAGAUACUUCUACCUGGGCCUCUCGGCAGCGAUCAUGUUCCUCGCCUUCAUAAUGGACCUGCUGGUGUGGAGUAAGGCGGGGCGGAUCGACAUGAACCCCAGCGAGGCGGGCGGGCCCCCCCUCCCCACGCUGGCGGCCUCACCCCCCGCGCCGCCCUCGCCGGACCACGUGCUGCUCGCAGCGCCCACCGACACGCAGCUGUGACGUCACUGUUCAUACGAGUCGCACUUCUAGUGGUGGCCGUAUCGAUAACGUAUGUUUUAUGAUACUUUCUACUUUCAACUAGUGUUGAGCGAAAUCGGUCACGUCGACAUAGCAUUGUCCCGCGGCUCCCUCCCCGAACCAAGUAGCUGUAUGACGCGCAUCUGUGACGUCACUGCUUGUAAGCAUUUCAUCUCUAGGGGUAACACCUUAUCAUUUAUAUUGUUGGUUAUCUAUAUCCUAUUAGUGCAUUAUUUGAACAAAUAUACCUUAUUAUACACAAUAUUAAUAUGAUUUUUAAAAUAAUUAAUCGAUAUUAUUUGUUAAUUUUAAAGGUUUUAUUCAUCAUUUUUGUUAAACAGAAUCGACAAAAUUUGCCUUCAAAAUUUUGCGUCACCUAGAUAUUUAGAUAAGAUUAAGGAUAUAGAAACCAAUAAAAAUCGAUAUCCAAUGUUUCGGUACGUUUCCGCUUCUCAUGUUUUACAUUGUCUUUGUCGAUAACUCGUUACUAAAACAAACGGCUAGCAAGAAUAGCUUAGAAAGUACAAUAAUAUUAUUUAUAUCCCAAAACCAUGAUGCGAUAUUCGAAAUGAACGACCAAACUCUAUAACAAUAUAUAUUGUAUAAUUUAAUAUCGAUAUUUUUAUCGAUUCAUUAUUCGCCUAUAGUAAAAUAUUUAAUCGAUAUGUGCUGUAUGUACUGCUCAAUAUAACACGCAUAAUAAUAAUGAAUUUAGAUACAUUUUUUUAAUGUAUAGAAGUAUAUACUUUUAAAUAAAAUACUAAGUAAUAUAAAUUUUAAAUAUACAUAGGUUAUAUUAUUAUGGUUUGUGUGACUACGAAGUAUCGAUAAUGUGCUACUUUUAAAUAUCGAUAAUCUUAAAAGCAAAAUUAAACUCAAUUAGGAAAAUUUUUCGAGAGUAGCAUCAUAAAUAUUUUAAUGGAAACGAUUUAUUCGAUCUAAUUUUUUUUUGUUGUUUAAUAAGAUUCGCUUUAAAACGAAAUCAUCACGAUACCUAUUAUUAUUAGGGUAAUAAUGGUUUUUGCUGUUAUUCAAUUGUGGUUUUUACAUAUUUCGUAGUGAAAAAUUUUACUCUGGGACUGAGUUGUUUUGUUUUUAAUGUUAGUUUUAUAUUGUGUUUCAAUGUCAAACCUCAUUAUAGGAACAAAUAUUUCAUCGCGCUUAUUCGGUACACUGACCGACGUAUUAAAUGUCGUCCUUAUAACAACAUCAAAAACGUUAAUCUACAAAAUUUCAUUAGAAAUUGUCGUUAGCGCGAUUCAGAUUUUAACCAAAUUCCAAAUAAGGAGAUGAAAAAAAAAUUUUUUUUUCUCGAUAAACUUACUUACCACUCUAAACAUCUGAAACUUAACAGUGUCUUUCUGAAUGCCCCGUUUUUGAAUAUGAAAACAAUUUUUGAAGGAUUUUUACGCAAUAACAUUUACUAUUGUAAGCAAUGUCUGUCCUAAUAGAGUUAAGUUUAUUGAGAGACAUAAAUAUACAUAACCUUAAACGUAGUGUUACACUGAAUCGAGAUAUCGAAAGUCGUUCAACACGAACAAAUCCAAAGAAAAUAUUUAUAGUUUGUGAUAAUUUAAUACAUAUAAAUACUGUAGAAAAAGCGACAAAUACACGAAUUUAUUUCUAAAGUGAUAAAAGCAAAAGUAGAUUUCGUAACAAGAUACUACUAAACAAUACAAGUACUAUCAUAUUUUUAUUGGUGGUAGGACCUUUUGUGAGUCCGCGCGGGUAGGUACCACCACCCUGCCUAUUUCUGC